Molecule: messenger RNA, 363 nt
Organism: Colletotrichum chrysophilum
Lineage: Eukaryota; Fungi; Ascomycota; Sordariomycetes; Glomerellales; Glomerellaceae
Exons: 2
Coding region: 1-363 (120 amino acids)
Source: RefSeq, a predicted model, not a curated record
AUGAAGGCAAAGGGCGUUGACUUCAUCCUUUGCCCUGCAUACGUCGGGGCGGGAGUGCUGCAGGGCGGAGCAAAGUACUGGAACUACACGGCCAUUUGGAACAUUCUUGACCAGCCAGCAUCUAUUCUCCCAAGCGGACUCCGGGUCGAUAAGAACAUUGAUAAGCCUGAAGAGGCAUACACGCCAAGGAAUCAGCAGGAUGAGGAAGAAUGGAAAGCAUUGCGAUGUGUGGAUUCCUGUCGUAUGCAGUUCUUUCGUGAGGUCGGCAAGAGCAACACGGGCGGCGUCAUGAACGGUGGCAGCACCGAGAUCACCGAUGACUGGAUGUGCGAACAUCACGAAAUCAACACCUUGGCAGAAUAG